This is a messenger RNA of Coccidioides immitis RS, 4811 nucleotides long. Its product is annotated as CAMK protein kinase. Gene Ontology annotation, molecular function: ATP binding; protein binding; protein kinase activity. The record is from RefSeq and is a predicted model, not a curated record. The transcript has 9 exons. NCBI's taxonomy places the organism in Eukaryota, Fungi, Ascomycota, Eurotiomycetes, Onygenales, Onygenaceae. The coding region runs from base 42 to 3101 and encodes 1019 amino acids. Gene Ontology annotation, biological process: protein phosphorylation.
UGCUCAUCCUCUUGUUCUCAUGGUGCACUGAAGCACAGGGAAUGGAUUCGAUAUACCGCGCGACGGCCGCCAGCUGGAAAAGCUUCCAACAGCUGGCGGCUGCGCUGAAGGACCCAGAACAUUGCCUCCUGAUGCCCCCCGGUAAAGUUGAAAACCAGUAUGACCGGUUGAAGCUGUGGUCAGGGAAUCUGGGCGCUUUGCAGACUGGAAGGGCCUCCCUGGAUUUUCGGCUGCGGGAGUCGACCGUGGUGCGCAUGAAUGUGCUCAAGCUGCUAAAUAAAUUGCAGCAGACGUUGACUUUGAGCGUCGAAGUUGCAACCGGAACACGGCUGCCCUUGGAGAAACUUUCGCUACCCAAUGACUCCAGCGAUGAUGAAUCGUCCGCGGAAGACUCCGAUGAAGAGCCUCUGACAGAACUCAGUCUUCAUAUGAGCACAAUUACGGAGAUCCUUGCCGACUUGUACAGACUUGCUUUCAGGAUAAGGAGUACUGCUACGAGAUUGAGAUCACUAAAACCGUUGCUCUACAGGGAGGUCGACGAACAGACUGGCAUUGACGUGUUUGCCGGUUUUGGUUACUUCGACAUACGACAUGUAGAAGACUCGUUUAUCCAACUCCGGAGGGAAGCUGCCCAAAAAAUGUCUAUGGACCUCUCCGAAGCUGUUAAGAUAACAGCAGAGGAUAGGGCUCUAAUCGAUCGUCUGGGAACGACAAUUACACAACGUCGAAAAUUUAUUCGUUACUGGCAAAGGCAUGCAAAAAAGCUUGCGACUGUAGACAGUGAAGUCGUGCCACUUCGGCCUACUCCCACAGCGCUCAAAAAUUUAGGACGGAAGCUAGAGAUGCACGGUUCGACAGAAGGGCCCAAGCAAUUUGACGCUGCACCGACUCACAACACCGCCAAAACAACUCUUUUAUCCGAGACUGUUGCCACCAAGUACGAUCGGAAACUCGACGACAUGCUUGAGACACAAUCUUUCAUAUCGUAUGCGUCCACGGCAUUCGAUAUGCACGGAGAACCAGUUGAUGUCCCAUCUCCUCCUUCUGCCGCCAACAAGAGCCUGGAGUUUCUCUGUCCGUAUUGUGGGAUAACGUGCCCAUCCAGUCAUGCAAGGGGGCGUGCCUGGAGGGCACAUAUUUUUCGAGACCUUCAACCGUAUGUUUGCACUUACCCAGCCUGCCCUGAUGGACUGCAAAUGUACACUACCCGACAUGCUUGGCUCGAGCACGAACGACUGGCGCACCGUCGUGUGUGGCAAUGUUUUGAGCAUCAAGCGCUCCUUUUUAAUUCGAAAUCCGAUUUGCGUGAUCAUCUCGAAUCACAGCAUAACAAUAUCACUGGGGCCCAAAUUGAGAAUUUCCUUGAGAUUUCAGAAUCUAGUCUUAAAGACCCGCGAGAAAAAUGUCCCGUCUGCCUACUAGAGCGGCAGUUCUACCAACGGCUAGAUAAGCACUUGUCCUUCCACCUAGAGCGGUUCUCGACUUUUUCAACUUCUGGAAUUAUCCCAAAGGACGACGGAAAGGACGAGUCCGAUAUUGAUAACCAAUCCGCAAGACCUCGUGCCCGAGAGUCCAUUCAUUCAGCUAGUUUCGGUCCCCUAAGUUUUGAAACCGCACGAUCCGUGACACCCCCAUUGGAGGAAUCCACGCUUCCGGCCGAUAUACAACCCGUUCUUCAAUCCGAUCACCUGCCACCAACAUCUCAGGGUAGCGUUGAAAUUGGAAAGAAGGAAACCGAAGAUAUGAAAGAUGAAAAGAUAGAAGAUGACGAUCCUGAACGUACCUGGGCCUAUUUGGUGCCUAUAACUCGCAAUGGUGGCAGCAUUAUGUCACUCAAACAUGAGGCUGCCCCCCAUGCUGUUUCAAUCAGUGAUGAGAGCAAACCUCUUGCUCGAAGACCGUUUUCAGCAAAAUCAUAUUUAAUUGGCCGACAUCCCGAGUGCGAUUUGAUUCUCAAGUCUGCAACAGUAUCAAACCGCCACUGCAUAAUAUAUUGCGAAGAGAAUAGUGGAGCUACUGUUGCAUUCCUACAAAACCUCUCCUCCAACGGGACCUUUGUUAACGAAACGUUCGUAAGGCGCAACAACAGCCGGCAACUUGCGGAUGGAGAUGAGAUAGCUAUCACUCUCGAGUAUCGGUUUAUUGUCAAGUACUCACGAAAGUCCCACACGAAGAGUUUCAGCGAGAAAUACACCAUCAUUAAACCAGUUGCAUGGGGUAAUUUUGCGACAAUAUACUCCUGCAUUGAACAGUCCACGGGCAUUAUGUAUGCGGUAAAGAAGCUGGAGAAGCCUAAUGACGCACUUAGGCUGGGCAUGCAAAGAGAAAUUGCUGCGCUUAUGACGAUCAGACAUCCCGCCUUACUUCCUCUGGAAGAGCCAUUCGAUGAGAUUGAUGCAUUGUAUUUGGUCAUGGAGCUUGCCCCUGAGGGUGACCUUUUCGAUCGGAUCGUGUCGCGCGAGAAAUUGACCGAGUCCGAAACCCGCAUCGUCUUCUUUCAACUAUUUCAAGGGGUCAAAUAUCUGCAUGAACGGAAUAUUAUACACCGAGACAUCAAACCAAGAAAAAUCCUGGUCUUUGACGAGGAUUUACGUAUCAAGCUCCAUGUCGAAUUAACAAUGACGGUUGCAAACAGCGCAACGGACAUGUUCGGGUCUGUUGGUUAUGCUGCGCCUGAAAUGCUCACGAGACCCUCUGGUACGGGGCCAUAUACACAUGCCGUAGAUAUCUGGUCUCUCGGGGUGGUGUUGUACAUCUGCCUUUGCGGAUUCCCUCCAUUUUCAGAUGAAUUUUGCACCCCAGGAUUCCCUUAUAACAUUACACAACAAAUUAUAAAGGGUCUAUUCAGUUACCCAUCCCCAUACUGGGAUUCUGUUGGCGAUCCAGCGCUGGAUCUUAUCGACAAAAUGCUCCUGGUGAAUCCGAAGGAUCGCUUGACCAUAGAGGGCUGCCUCGAACAUCCAUGGCUUAUAUCCGGAGACUCAUCUCUUCCAGUUAUCACAAAAAGCCCAAGUGAGACAAUGGAAGGACGGAGGUCGACCAAAUUAGAGGCUGAACAAACAGGAGAAUUGUCGAGCGCUUCUCAUCAGGCAAAAUCUUGAGUCUCCUCAAGGCAGGUUACCCGCCGAUAGUUCCAACGAAGUUCUCUUUUCCCGACACUGUGAUAAAGAAGGUCCUGAAAAAGCAUAGUUACCUCAAGCAAGCCGGCUACUAGGGAAGUUACGAGACAAAGGUGCAGGCAACAUGCGCUUUAAUUGAUUCCAUCAGGCUACGCUUAUUCGCUGCCGUUUGAAGCGUCGUCGUUUGCGUCCCCUGUUGCGGGCCUUGGGCAGCUGUGCCGAAACCCGGUUUGAUACCUUCCCGAGUGGAUGAACUGCGAACUAGCGAAGAAAUUGCCGGUUUACAGCUCCUACCUUGGUAUCAGACCAGAUAGGGCACUAUUGCAAGGACUGCUUCUUGACGGAAUAGUAUAGACGAGCAACAGGGGUUGGACUAUCACGCAGACACUUUCACUGCAUAUACAUUCUUAUGACUUACGAAGGUGGACCCUUGCUUUUUGACAUUUAUUUGGUCUAGUCCUGUGUUCGUCCACUAUGUCAAAUUAUGAGACGUUGAUUUUAUUCAUUGAUGAAAUCAUGAAAUGCCCGUCUGAUUGCUUGUCAUCUACCCGGCCACUCUACAGACAAUGAGCUGUUGUCCAGAUCAACCGUUUGCCCAGUUGAAAGCACCAUAAUAGCUAAAAUGCCAAUCAAAACAAAAAAAAAAGAAAAAGAAAAAGAGAGAGAAAGAGAGAAGAAACAAAUGAAGCCAUCAAUCAAUGCAUAAAACAGAAGAAGCCCUAUGUCAUACAUCAUAAUUUAUGCAAUCCAAAAAAAAGAGAUAAAAAGGGGGAACAGCUGCAUUCCUAUCAUCUCUUCGUGACUCAUUCAUCGUUAUUUCUUGGGAGGACUCCCCUCUCCAUCCUCUGGUUCAACUCUGACAAGUACUUCCUCUAAAAAGCCCUCCAAGAACGAGUUGAUCUCUCCGCCCAUAGGGACGGGCGCCUCAUCAUCCCACUUCUCAAUCUCCUUAAACACACCAGCCGCCUUGAUAACCAACCUCUUCAACUUCUCAUGCGCAUAUUGCCGCUUUUGUGCUAACUCGGCCGCAGCAGGGGUAAUUUGCUUCCCACCGGAGUUGCGUGUCAGUGCAUGAAGUUUACAGGUGCGGCGACGAAGCGCUGCUUCAAGUGCAGGGAGAAUAACGCCAUUUAGAGCAGUGAUUUCAUUAUCUGGCGGUGCUGGGUGGGCAGAAAACGCAAGAGUGGACUGGGAUGUCGUGGAAUCGGCAGACUUGCGCGGUGGAGCUUCUGUGGACUGGAGGGAGGAGAGUGAGGUUUGUCGGCGAGAUAGUAAGGGUGGUAAUGGCUUUUGAUUAGGUCCUGCUGCGUAUCUUUCAUGUUGGAGAGGAGGAAGGGGUAACUGUCCGGGAAGAGCUUGCGGACGCGCUGAUGGUUGGGGUUGGCUGGGCAGGUCCCGAGAGGGCGUCCUUUUCGCCUGGCCCCUGAAUGGCGGUAUUUCUGGAAUCUGCGCCGAGACCGGUUUUCUAUACGCUUGCUCAUUUGCCGGGGGCGUUGGAAGGGAUUUGGGUGGUGAAGCGGGAGCGGCAUGGGAGGAGUUGCCUCCCAGCUGGAGGUAUCCUAGAUCCUGGGCCAGCGUUUGUUGCAAAGCCCUAUCGUAGUCCAUACUAUUGGGACUUUCUUUUUCAAUUUGGAAUGAUGUUUUUGAAUGAUGUAUUGGAGUACUGUACUGCUCUUGAUAGUUAGUCUUCUG